This is a messenger RNA of Octodon degus (degu), 1111 nucleotides long. RefSeq names its product monoacylglycerol O-acyltransferase 2 (gene Mogat2). Gene Ontology annotation, biological process: diacylglycerol biosynthetic process; triglyceride biosynthetic process. NCBI's taxonomy places the organism in Eukaryota, Metazoa, Chordata, Mammalia, Rodentia, Octodontidae. The transcript is spliced from 6 exons. The record is from RefSeq and is a predicted model, not a curated record. Gene Ontology annotation, cellular component: endoplasmic reticulum membrane. Gene Ontology annotation, molecular function: 2-acylglycerol O-acyltransferase activity; diacylglycerol O-acyltransferase activity. The coding region runs from base 1 to 1005 and encodes 334 amino acids.
AUGGUGGAGUUUGCCCCUCUGUCAGUGCCUUGGGAGCGCAGGAUACAGACGUUCGCAGUCCUACAGUGGGUCUUCUCCUUCUUGGCCCUGGGCCAGAUCUGCAUCGGGCUCUUCGUAGGCCUCCUGUUCACCAGGUUCUGGCUCUUGAGUGUACUGUAUUCCGUGUGGUGGUUCCUGGACCGAGACAAGCCGAGGCAGGGGGGCAGGCGCAUCGAGGCCUUCAGGCGCUGGACCAUAUGGAAGUACAUGAAGGACUACUUCCCGGUCUCGCUGGUCAAGACAGCAGAGUUGGACCCUUCCCGGAACUACAUUGCGGGCUUCCACCCCCAUGGGGUCCUGGCAACUGGAGCCUUCCUCAAUCUGUGCACUGAGAGCACGGGCUUCUCCUCGCUGUUCCCCGGCAUCCACCCCCAUCUGAUGAUGCUGAACUUGUGGUUCCGAGCUCCCUUCUUCCGGGAUUACAUCAUGUGCUCGGGGUUGGUCACCUCAGACAAGGAGAGUGCUGCCUACAUUCUGAGCAGGAAGGGCAGUGGGAACCUGCUGGCCAUCGUCAUCGGGGGAGCGCAGGAGGCACUAGACGCCAGGCCUGGAACCCACAUGCUGUUACUGCGGAAUCGCAAGGGCUUUGUCAGGCUUGCCCUGACCUAUGGUGCAGAUCUGGUACCCAUUUUCUCCUUCGGGGAGAAUGAAGUAUUUAAACAGGUUGAGAACUUUUCUGGCUCCUGGUUGCGCCGUAUCCAGAAUCAGCUGCAGAAGAUCAUGGGCGUCUCCCUCCCACUUUUCCACGGCCGUGGUGUCUUCCAGUACAGCUUUGGUUUGAUGCCCUACCGUCAUCCCAUCACCACCAUAGUGGGGAAGCCCAUCAAGGUGCAGAAGACCCUGCAUCCUUCAGAGGAGGAAGUGAACCAGCUACACCAGCACUACAUCAGGGAGCUGUGCAACCUCUUUGAGGCCCAUAAACUCAAGUUCAACAUUCCUGCUGACCAACACUUGGAGUUCCAAUGAGUGCUUCCGCUGAGCCAGGGGAAGGGCUCCCCCACACGGCAGGGCCAGCAUUCAGGACCCAGGAGGAGGAGCCCAGACUCCUGCCAAUCCAACCACAAGCAUCAGU